Molecule: messenger RNA, 1488 nt
Organism: Necator americanus (New World hookworm)
Lineage: Eukaryota; Metazoa; Nematoda; Chromadorea; Rhabditida; Ancylostomatidae
Exons: 1
Coding region: 1-1488 (495 amino acids)
Biological process (GO): DNA integration
Molecular function (GO): nucleic acid binding
Source: RefSeq, a predicted model, not a curated record
AUGCCUCCGCUUCCAAAGGAUCGCGUUAUCCUCACGAAACCUUUUCAAACAGUCGGCUGUGGUUUCUUGGGACCUUUACGAUCAAAAACCAGUGGAAAACUCUACGUAUGCCUAUACACAUGUCUAACGACCAGAGCAGUGCAUCUUGAGGCAGUAGAGGAUCUGUCGGCGAUCGCCUUUCUCGACUCACUCAUAAGGUUCAUCUCUAGGAGAAGAGUCCCAAAAAUCAUUAGAUCGGAUUGCGGUACAAAUUUCAAACUUGGCCAACGCGUCAUUGAAACACUAUUCCAACAUGACGAGAAAAACGAAAAAAUUUUUGUGAUGUCGUACAGCGCUAGUAGAGGAAUACAAUGGGUCUUCAACCCGCCAGGUGCGCCCUGGAUGGGUGAAGCGUGGGAGCGCCUUGUAGGCACUGUCAAGCGGGCAAUCGCUAAAUCGGUUGGAAGAAGGAAACUAACACCUCUUGAACUGCACACACUUGUGACUCAAAUUGAAGCCAUAAUAAACACAAGGCCUCUUACAGCACUAUCAUUCAGUGUAGACAACAUCCAUCUCAAACCUAUUGACUUUCUUCAAACACACCUAAAACACAGAUUAACACCAACGAGCAGUGAAGAAUUCGAAGAUCCAUCAUAUGAUCUAACACUCAUACACACUAUGUCACAAGCAAAACAAGCGCUAGAUCACGUAAAGAUUAUAACUGAAAAAUUCUGGGUAAAGUGGCACGUCGACUACCUUACAGCGCUGCGCGAAAUUCAAAGCAACAUCCAAAAGCAGCCGCGCCACGUGAAGCAUAUAGAGCCGCAGCUCAAAGAGAUCGUCUUAGUGGAACAAGAAAACUUGCCGCGCGCAAACUGGUGUUAUGGGAAAAUAGUGGAGCUCGUUAGAAGCAACGAUGGCCUUAUAAGAUCGGCGAAGUUGUUAAUGCAUAAUAAGCACAUCUGGCAUAGGCCUCUUAACAAAAUGUAUCCUCUAGAAAUUUGUACAGGAGGUACAAGAGAGAUAUCGGAAGAUCAUACUUCAAACACAGCCCCUGACUUACCCCAAUCGAGUGAAGGAGACGUCCUCAAGUCUGGUAGACCGACGCGUGCUGCUAAAUUGAAGGCAAUGAAAACCAUUAGAAAAUUAUCGGAAGAACACAACGAGGUACAUGUAACGAAGGUCCAUGGAUCAAACGGACUUUUUAAUUUUGUGGCGUUGACAAUGAUUAUAACUAUGGGAUGUGCAGUAAGGGCAAAUGCCUCAAUCAAUUGCGCCAAUGGAAUUGUAAACGUCAAACCUCCGGCAUCCAAAUUCGAGCUAUGCAUACGUUCUUCAUGCAGAUAUUUUGAGAAUGAAUCACAAAAUCUCCGCUUACAAUUGCCGUUCACAGCAAAAAACACCAUGGCAAAAUGGCCAGCGCAGUUGCCUCUCAAUCAGACAGCGACGGUUCGGUCUCCACCGACGACUACUUUGUUCGCGAGCGCAGUAGGAGUAUCAUACAAUUAA